Aspergillus homomorphus CBS 101889 is the source of this 759-nucleotide messenger RNA. Its product is annotated as bifunctional thymidylate/uridylate kinase. The record is from RefSeq and is a predicted model, not a curated record. The transcript has 2 exons. Gene Ontology annotation, biological process: dTTP biosynthetic process; dTDP biosynthetic process; dUDP biosynthetic process. Gene Ontology annotation, cellular component: cytosol; cytoplasm; nucleus. The annotation marks the transcript as partial. NCBI's taxonomy places the organism in Eukaryota, Fungi, Ascomycota, Eurotiomycetes, Eurotiales, Aspergillaceae. Gene Ontology annotation, molecular function: ATP binding; dTMP kinase activity.
CCAAACCUUACUGAUCAUCAUUCGCGCUUAUUCACAGACAAUAUCUACUACAUCCUAUUUCUUCUUAUUCACUGAAAACAAUUCGACCUCCCCAAUACAAUGGAUACAUCAACUCAGCGCGGCGCUCUCAUUGUCGUCGAGGGCCUGGACCGGGCAGGCAAAUCCAGCCAGUGCGAGUUUCUACACAAGAAGCUUCAGGAUUCUGGCCGCUCGGUUAAAUACAUUCGGUUUCCAGAUCGUACAACCGCCAUUGGCAAAAUGAUCGAUGGCUAUCUCCGGGGCCAGUCGCACAUGGACGACCAUUCCAUCCACCUUCUAUUCUCCGCCAACCGCUGGGAGGUGGCUCAGAGCAUCGAGAAAGAUAUUGCCAACGGAGUCACCGUCAUCGUGGACCGCUAUUCUUACUCCGGCGCGGUCUAUUCGGCCGCUAAGAUGAACCCCACGCUGUCUCUCGAGUGGGCGUGGACACCCGAGAUUGGCUUGCCUCAGCCUGAUCUAUGUCUGUUCCUGAGUAUCUCUCCCGAAGCAGCUGCUCAGCGCGGAGGUUUUGGUGCCGAGCGUUAUGAGAACUCGGCCAUGCAGAGUCGGGUGCGCGAGUUGUUCCAAACGAUUUUCCGCGUGCAACGGAGCGGCAACAUCCGCACAAUCGAUGCAGGCCGACCAUUCGAGGCAGUUUCGCAAGAUGUUGAGACAUGCGUCAUGGACUGCAUUGCGCGCCUGGACACUAUUGGGCCUCUGAGGAAAUUCGAAUCGAUCGCU